Messenger RNA from Chelmon rostratus (copperband butterflyfish), 4643 nucleotides. It is a transcript of the gene synpo2b, whose product is annotated as synaptopodin 2b. Gene Ontology annotation, molecular function: actin binding. Gene Ontology annotation, biological process: positive regulation of actin filament bundle assembly. The coding region runs from base 1 to 3063 and encodes 1020 amino acids. NCBI's taxonomy places the organism in Eukaryota, Metazoa, Chordata, Actinopteri, Chaetodontiformes, Chaetodontidae. The transcript has 2 exons. The record is from RefSeq and is a predicted model, not a curated record. Gene Ontology annotation, cellular component: actin cytoskeleton; Z disc; nucleus.
AUGGAACCAGAGGCUGAAGACCCAGACAACAAUGAUAACUUGGUCACUUGGUCGGGUUCAGAUGGUUCCCAGGAGCUGUGUGUCUCCGAGUCCUUGGCAGAGUCCUAUUAUGAAGAUGAUGCCAGUGAUGCAGAGUACCCUUUAGACCCUCAGCCUGCUCAUAUCCCUCAGCCUGACCUCAAGUCCCCAGAACGCCGCCAAUCACAAGACUGGGAGUCUGCAGGUGAACAACAAUCCAUGCCUGAACUUAGUGGAAGUGAAGAGGAUGUUUCAUAUCAAGAGGAGGAAGACAUCUACCUUAGUGAAUCAAGAGAGUCCAUUAGAGAAUCUCCUCACAUCCAACCUUCACCAACAUCACCGUCCCCACACCCUCAGCGGCCAGACUCCGAGCCUCAAGCCGGGCAGAUAUCGAGGCCGCAUUCCCAGUCAUCUUCCUCCUCUCUGGGCUGUGCUGCAGAUAUGACCCUGGCCUUGACCCUGACCACAGAACAACCCCUGGGAUCCAGUAAUAGACAGGGCCUCGGGACUGGGAACAGGAGGGUUGAAUCCUCAGAGGAAGGAGGGAGCAGUGAAGCACCUCCUGCUUCUGUCUUCUUUGGAAUUUCAGGCGAGGGUGCUGAGCAGGCAGAGAAGUGGAACUCUGAGUCUGACACGGAUCUGUGCAGACCGGACCGGCACAGGACAAGGCACACACGGCUCAGUCACAACGAGAGCCAAUCAGAAAGACAGGUCAAGGAGACCAAAUCUAAAUGUAAGCGAAUUGCUCGGCUUCUAACAGAUGCACCCAACCCUCAUAAUAAGGGGGCCUUGCUGUUUAAAAAACGCCGCCAGAGGGUCAAGAAGUAUACUCUUGUGAGUUACGGGACUGGUGAUAACAGGCUUGACAGCGAAGACCAAAUAGAGGAGGAAACUGAAGAAGUCAGAUCAGCUGGGUAUCACUUUGUGGCAACAAGUGAAUCAGAGUUAGAGGAGGAGUAUUCUGCUCAUCACCAGCAGCAUAAUUUGAGUCUGAAUUGGGGAAGUGUUCGAGAAAUGGAAGCGCUACCGGAAACAAAAGGGAAAGGUGUUUUGAUGUUUGCACAACGCCGCAAGCGGAUGGAUGAAAUUGUGUCAGAACAUGAAGAGCUGAGCAAAGGAAUACCUGUGGAGACGUUAACAGAACCGGAGAGUGCAGACGAACAGAACGUUUAUGACACUAAGGAAAUGUACGUGCACACUGAUCAGGCCAACUACAUGGACGUAAAUCUCAAACAGCACGUAGAAUGCCGAGAAAAUAUCGAUCACAUGAACCACCUGUCCAAUGUGUCAAGACCCUUGGUGCCAAACAGAACUGCGAAGCCUUUCCAAGGAUUUCAAGACGGCACAGCAGCCGCUGUCAUGCCUGGUGGCGUCGCUCCAGCCACGAAGAAGCACGAACCGAGAUUCAGGGUACCUGUGCUUAUUAAUACUAACCCACAGGUUUGGUCCCCAACUGGAGACAUCAUAGCCUCAAGAGAUGAGCGAAUAUCUGUGCCAGCAAUCAAGACCGUCAUCCUACCAGAGUCCAAACGGAAAGGCACUAACAAAGAGCAAUCCACGCUUGCGCAAGAUCUUUGCCUUCAAAACAAAGGGGAAAGGAGGUCUUACAUCGAGUCAGAGGAAGACUGUUUUAGUCUCGGUGCUGAGGCUUGCAACUUUAUGCAGCCAAGAACAAUGAAACUCAAGAAUCCUCCUCCAGUUGCCCCAAAACCCACCAUCAACCCAUCCUGCCCACCUUGGAUGAGAAGGAGUCCUUCUGGUGAGCCCUAUAUUCCACCAAGAAGUCCGGUUUCACAGCCUUCUCACAGUUCUGCAGGGCCUCAUAGUCAGCAUUACUUACAGCAGCAAGAUUGGGCUCAGUCUCAACAGAUGGCCAACCACUGGGCACCGGAUCAAACUCAGGCAACACUUCAAACACAUGCCAAUGCCUGGGCUCCGGUCAACUCCUCUUCUCAGCUUCAUCUUCAGCCAACCACAAAUAGCUGGAGUCAACAGCCGCCACGAUCCCCUGUGAGUAUACCAGCCCGCAGUCCUACUUACAGCCCACAUCACCCACCUUCACCAUCAAGGAAUAAGUCAGACAGUGCUCCACACUCAGUCGCCUCUUGCCCUCCACAAGCAGGAAAGUCAUACGUCCAGGCAUCCAAAGCACCACAGGCUUCUCCAAAGGGUCGAGUCUCAGACAGAGGCAUUACUCGAACCGGCGAUGGUCCAACUAUGGCGGGAAAAGGCGCAGAGUUGUUUGCCAAAAGACAGUCCCGUAUGGAGAAGUUUGUUGUUGAUGCUGAAUCAGUGCAAGCUAACAAAACAAGAUCCCCAUCCCCAAUCUCAUCCCUCCCCAGCUAUUGGAGGUAUUCUUCCAAUGUUCGUGCUCCUCCUCCUUUAUCAUACAAUCCCCUUCUUGCUCCUUUCUACCCUCCAUCAGCAACCAAGCAACCCCCUUCCACAAGUCCCAAAAUCAAGCCGAAGACCAAAGAGAAACCUAAAGCGGCCCCAAAGCACCUCAAUGCCUUAGAUAUUAUGAAACAUCAGCCUUAUCAGUUGGACUCGUCACUGUUCAAGUAUGAUGCAGUCCCCGAGGCCAAAAGCCCAAGCCCCAAACCAACUCCAGUGUCAAAGUUUGAGCUCACCAAAAGCCGUAGACAUAGAUCUGCCCCUUCUCAUUCUACUUAUAAUGCCCCCGAGCUGGCCGUUCAAAUCAAGGCAGAGGUCCCCGCUAAGUCUCCUGCAUCGGUAAGUUCCCAAAAUCCUUCUGCCCGCCAAAGCACAGGAUCGGCUGAGCCUCUUGCAACUGACAAGGUCUUGGGUGAAAAGCACACCGUCGCACCUGCAGCCCGUCACAUAACCAAUGAGCAAGCACCGAGCGCCCGCCCUGCAAGCGCAUCCUCCCAACAGUCAUCCAUUGGUGACAGCAUAGCUUCAGCUUAUUCUCCUGCAUCUCUUAUUGCUAGGGGCGCACGUCAAAUGGCACCUCGGCCAAAAUUUUCUGCUAAGAAGCCAGUGGUGACAGGCGCACAGUGGAGGCCUGUUGCCAUGCUUCAUUAGCUCUACUACUGUACAAGGUCACGCUUCAGUGUACACGAUUACAUCUGCAACUCCGUAGCCUCUAAAAUGUCUUUAACAGGUGGAAAUAUGUAGACUUUUGCACUGUCUUAAUGUAGGACACAUCCAAAAUCAUUUACAGUGUGCAGCUAUAAGGAUAUAUUUAGCUGGCAAUGUAAGAACGCAUGAGAGGGCAGUUGAAUUUACAGCAAAGCUAGAUUUAAAAAUGCAACUCAAUGGAAUAUAACCUGAAAUAACUAUUUUGGCACAUUACCUGGUUGGUGAAUGUGUGCUUGAAAAAAGGAAAUGUGAGACUAAAAAUGUUGAGUGAUUCUCAGGAAGUGCUAUUACAUGUGCAAUAAUGUGUGCAGAGAGCCUUCAGCCUUCAGCCGAGGCCUCUCGUUUGUCGUUUUUCUUUGUAAGAAAUAAGAUUACAUGCAUGACGAGUAUUUCUAUCUGUCGGUAGUCAUCAUUUAUGCCAAAAACUACACACAAUAACAUUUAUUAACACAUCGAUUUAAUAAAUUCAAAUUUAAGUUUAAAACACACUGACAUAACGUAACUGACUUUUAUAAUUCUGUUCAGAGAAUAUUUGAAUGAUUUGUGUGUCUGGGGAGAAACCGUCACUUCUUUUUUUUUUUUUUUGGAUGCAUACGAUUUGCAAUUCCUUCAGUCUCAUUCCAAACUUUUAUGGCAUCACAACAGCUAAAAGCAUUCAUGUUAGUUGUGAUCAUUAACUCCUGAUGACUUUAAAUGUUUUGUAUGUGGGUUGAUUCAGUCGUGGCCAGUCACUGGACCGUCAGUGAAGUCAUCAGACAUUUUGUAUCCUGAACACGAACACGUGAUCGCAGAGAUACAAUGAAAACAGGAAACACUUGUCUUGAUCGUCUUUACGUCUCUGUCUUCAAACAUAUCACUGUUUAUUGCACUUCUUGUACUCAGCACAGUCAUGCCAUUAAAUUUCUCUUUCCUUCUACUUGUGGACUUCUUCUGUGUGUCACGAGCUUUCCUGAACUCCUGCUUCUGUUUCUGAGUCACCUGUGUUUCCUCCCUCGUCUCUCUCACCGCCUCACACAGAAUCUACCUGUACUUACUGAAGGUGAACGCUGACCACGCUGACUUCACGUUUCAGCCUGACUGGAUCGUCUUUGCAUGCUUUCACAGCAUGUCCAUCAGCUCACCUUCAGCUCUGAACGUCGGGAAAGUUUGGAACUAUGAUCGCGGCCGUCCAAAGAUUUUCUGCAAAGGAAAUCCACCCUAAAACAGAAUUUACAUUUUGCUAUUCUAGUGAUUUCUUGAGUGCUAAGAAUACUUAAAUUGGUAUCUACUAUCACAGUAAAAACUACGUUAGCUGUUAUAGUUAGAUGUAAAGACAGACCUGAUACUGUUUUUCAUUGUUCAUCACUCGAGGUGAACAGCCCCCCUACACACAGCUGCAGAACAGGCUGAUGCUAUUCAUGCUCAUUCAGACUACAUGGAUUAUAUUACAACAAGCGCUGCUCAGGGUGAGCUGUUCUCCUGUUGCUGUUGAGAUGUUGAGGAUUCAGGAGGAUCUGCUGCCAGAAAUGGAAAAUACAAGUCAG